Vitis vinifera (wine grape) is the source of this 1497-nucleotide messenger RNA. Its product is annotated as probable (S)-N-methylcoclaurine 3'-hydroxylase isozyme 2. Lineage: Eukaryota; Viridiplantae; Streptophyta; Magnoliopsida; Vitales; Vitaceae. The record is from RefSeq and is a predicted model, not a curated record. The transcript has 2 exons. The coding region runs from base 1 to 1497 and encodes 498 amino acids. Gene Ontology annotation, molecular function: monooxygenase activity; oxidoreductase activity, acting on paired donors, with incorporation or reduction of molecular oxygen; iron ion binding.
AUGGAUCCAGACACGGUCACAGCAGAUAUCAGUAUCUUCUCCUUCUUGUACGCUCUUCUUUUGCUACCAUUUUUGGUCAUCCUCAAGCACAUUUUCCUCAAACCUCCACCACUUCCACCAGGUCCAUAUCCAUGGCCUAUUAUCGGAAACCUCCUUCAAAUGGGGAAGAACCCUCAUGCCAAACUAGCCAACCUCGCCAAACUCCAUGGCCCACUCAUGUCCCUCCGCCUCGGUACACAACUGAUGGUGGUGGCGUCCUCGCCUGCAGCAGCAAUGGAAGUACUCAAGACCCAUGACCGGGCCCUCUCUGGCCGGUACCUCAGUAGCUCAGUUCCAGUGAAGAACCCUAAACUCAACCAUUUGUCAAUAGUGUUUGCCAAGGACUGCAAUACAAACUGGAAGAAUUUGAGAGCUAUUUGCCGGAUGGAGCUGUUUUCGGGCAAAGCAAUGGAGUCUCAGGUGGAGUUGAGGGAGAGGAAGGUGACGGAGUUGGUGGAGUUUUUGGCAACAAAGGAAGGUGAAGUAGUGAAGGUUAUGGAUCUAGUGUUUACUACUAUUUGUAAUAUACUAAGCAAUAAAUUUUUCUCAAUGGAUCUUUGCGAUUUUGAGGAUGAGGGUAGAGUUGGGGGAGCAUUGAAGGAUCUCAUACAUAAGAAUGCAGAAUUCGGCGCUACUCCAAAUUUAUCAGAUUAUUAUCCUAUAUUGGGUGGAUUGGAUAUCCAGGGUAUUAACAGGAAAGCCAAGGAGAUGUUUGAGAGGAUUCCCACUACUUGGGAGGACAUUCUCAAAGAAAGAAGAACGCAAAGGAGUAAUAGAUCCAGCCAUCGAGACUUCUUGGAGGCUCUGUUAGAAAUUGGGUUUGAAGAUGAUCAGAUCAACCAAGUGAUUCUGGAGCUGUUCAGUGCUGGGGCAGAAACUAGUAGUUUGACGGUAGAAUGGGCAAUGGCAGAACUGAUAAGAAACCAAGACGCCAUGGAUAAACUCCGCGGAGAACUCAGACAAAUAGUCGGUGAAUCUCCAGUAAGAGAAUCCCAUUUGCCUCGUCUGCCCUAUCUCCAAGCCUGUGUGAAAGAGGCACUGAGAUUACACCCUCCAGCACCACUACUCCUUCCUCACCUUGCCGCGGAAACAUGCCAAGUCAUGGGCUACACAAUUCCGAAAGACUCGCAAAUAUUUGUGAACAUUUGGGCGAUGGCGAGAGACCCCAAGAUUUGGGAUGACCCAUUGAGCUUUAAACCAGAAAGGUUUCUGGAUUCAAAGUUGGACUUCAAGGGAAAUGAUUUCGAGUAUAUACCAUUUGGCGCAGGAAGGAGAAUAUGCCCAGGAUUGGCUUUGGGUGGUAGGCAAGUUCCCCUGAUCCUAGCGACGUUUGUCCACUUAUUUGGUUGGUCCCUUCCGGGCAACAUGGACUCUGCCCAGCUAGACAUGGAGGAAUGGUUGGUUAUUACAUUGAGGAAGGAACAGCCGCUACGCCUUGUUCCUAGGGUUAGAAAAUAG